This is a messenger RNA of Aspergillus melleus, 654 nucleotides long. RefSeq lists its product as uncharacterized. The record is from RefSeq and is a predicted model, not a curated record. The coding region runs from base 1 to 654 and encodes 217 amino acids. The transcript is spliced from 2 exons. Lineage: Eukaryota; Fungi; Ascomycota; Eurotiomycetes; Eurotiales; Aspergillaceae.
AUGACUGAAAUGACAUUUGAGUGUGGGUGGCAACGGAUUCAGCUUCUCUUCUUCUGCCAGCUUGCCGCCCUCACGGCGAGUCGACCAGGGGCGCUUCUCGGCCUUCGCUACCGCGACAUCUCACUGACCCUUAUUCGAGAUCCGGAGGGAGGGCGACCCCACCUGUUCAUUUUCCUAAAGCCGGAAUUCACUAAGAAGUUUCUUGGGAAGAAGGCUCCGAACGAGUUUAAAAUCCCCGAAAUCAUUUUCGAUUCGACUCUAGUCCUUAGUCCGCAUGUGUGUCUACUCGGCAUGCUCUUUUACAUUAAAGGCUUCAAGUCCAUCACGGCCACAGGACCAGUACUAGACAGCCCGGAAAAGCUCUACAGCCUCGAAGUACUCGAUGGCUUAGGACAGCAGGAACUGAAACUGAAGAACGAACUGCUGGACAAAUACAUAUUCUGCCCAACAGUUCGAGAAACCACAGGGUUCCGAAUCGCGGUGGAGAAGAAAUUGCUGGCGUCAACAGUGACUUCCCGGAUGCGCCGUGCGGGCCAGAUCACCGGCUUCGAACAGGUGACGAAGCCGUACCUCCUUCGGUAUGCAGGAGCGAAAGCUUUCAAUAGCAGUGGUGCGUAUCUGUCUAUUGCUCUCCUCCAGGCAGAGCUAACAUAG